GGGUGAGGGUGAGGUGCGGACGAGGAGACCGUCAGCGUUUUCUGGUGUUGGGGUGGUCGACGUUUCUGUUUCGCGGACGUGCCCGGGACACCGGCCAGGCCGGAGCGGCGAGGGCCGAACGACGCUGCUUGCAGCUUUAAUUUAUACUUUAUUUUCACACCACUGUCAUUAUAGUUUCUUGUUUCUGUUUUCAUGAAUAUUUUGUCUCUUUAGCCUGUCGCAAUGUGUUCAUUUCGUGUUAUCUUAUCUGUACAAUGUUUUUCUACUUAUGUGAAUUGGACUAAGAGUCCUGAAUAAAGAAUUAUUGACUAUUAUGUAAUAGCAGUGAGACUCAGUGGCAGUUCAGUACACAUUAUUCCAACGGUCCCUGAAAGCAGCAUUUGGUUUGGGUUACACCUCAAACGCUUUCAAAGAUGCUAAAGCAAAAUAUGCUGCUUUGGCAUAUAAUUAAAGACCAACGGGUCAUUAAAAACGCUAUUUAACCCAAUCAACACACAAUGGAGGAAGAAGCUAAGACGCAAACAUGUCAGCUCUUGGAUCUGCCCUGGGAGGAUGUGCUCGUACCACAUAUUUUGUCCCAUUUACCGCUGCAGCAGCUUGUCAGCCUGCAGAGGGUGAGCAAGCAGUUCCACAGCCUGGUCCAGGUUUUUCUUGCUAACUGCAGGAGCUUUACGUUAUCAGUGAUUGGACCAUGCAUUCCAAAAGAAGCCUUUUGCACCAUGUUAAAGGACAAUAAAGUUCUCCAGAACUUGUCUCUUCAGAAUUGUUCAGAUUGGGUUUCGGACAAGGAGCUGCUGCCAGUUAUCGGUCAGAACCAGCAUCUGCAGAGGGUGGACAUGAGCGGCUGCGCCUGCCUUACCCGCCACUCUCUGGUGGCUGUGUCCUUGAGCUGCAUGCAUCUGCAGCAUCUUGGCCUGGCACAUUGUGAAUGGGUGGACAGCCUGUCCCUGCGCAGCCUGGCUGACCACUGCGGGGGACUCCAGUCCAUCGACCUCACCGCCUGCCGCCAGCUGAAAGACGACGCCAUCUGCUACAUGGCCAGGAAGUGUUUGAAGUUGAAGUCUCUAUCGUUGGCAGUCAAUGCCAACAUUACAGACGAGUCUGUGGAAGAGGUGGCCAAGAACUGCAGAGAGCUAGAGCGGCUGGACCUGACAGGCUGUCUGCGGGUCAGAAACCAGUCCAUCAGGACUCUUGCAGAGUAUUGUCCGAAGCUGCAAUCCCUGAUGGUGAAUCACUGCCACAAUGUGACAGAGUCGAGUCUGGAUCCUCUGAGGAAGCGGAACGUAGUGAUUGAUGUGGAGCCACCUUUACAGAGGGCUCUGGUGCUUCUGCAGGAUGUGCUGGGGUUCGCUCCAUUUAUCAAUCUCCAGAUUUAGGCAGACAUGUUUACCCAACAGGGGCAUAAAGGUUUUUCUUAAAGCUGCAUCACAUGAACCUGUGUUUGAAGAAAUGCUGAGAUUCUUCAUGAAGAUCAGGAUGCAUUCUUACAAGUGUGUGGCAACACAAGUUUCCCCUGAAGUGUGAUUUAUGAUGCAUUUUUACAAAAAUAAGUUUUAUUUUGCAAAAUCAAAGAAGGAAGCCAUGUAUGUUUUCUAGCUUCACCGCCUCGUGUCCCAAAGUCGUCACUGCACUGUUUUUCUUUCUUCACUUGUAACGACGAGGCUUUAUAGCAAAAUGCUUUUAACCAAAAUGAGAUCUAUUGGUUUGUUGCUUGUUGAAACAAAAUGCAAAAGCAAUUGUCUUCUGUUUCUUUUGAAACAUUAAAAAAAUGUUUGUGGUUAUAAAAUGUUUAAUUUUGCAUGGGCGUCUUUAAACUGCAGCUAACACGAAUCAAAGUGAGUUUUCCUGACUUCAAAUUUAUCUGCUGUUUUCCCCAAUUCCCAAUAAAAAUUGAAACUGAUUUCCAGCCUGUAGAUACCCAGAUAUCAAGUGUUGACAAUAUUUGAAGGAACUGACUUUUUAAUUCUUAAUAUUUGCACAUGCUCAGGCUUUGUAUUAGUUUGAAUUUAUAAAGACUGCUUCCCACGGAGUCUCUAAAAAGAUUUUAUAAGAAGAGCUUGUUGGAGUGUUUCUGCUGUUGGAUGAAUUAUGAAUAAAACACUAAAUGUUAAACCGA
Nothobranchius furzeri (turquoise killifish) is the source of this 2116-nucleotide messenger RNA. It is a transcript of the gene fbxl15, whose product is annotated as F-box and leucine-rich repeat protein 15. Lineage: Eukaryota; Metazoa; Chordata; Actinopteri; Cyprinodontiformes; Nothobranchiidae. Gene Ontology annotation, molecular function: protein binding. The record is from RefSeq and is a predicted model, not a curated record. Gene Ontology annotation, cellular component: SCF ubiquitin ligase complex. Gene Ontology annotation, biological process: SCF-dependent proteasomal ubiquitin-dependent protein catabolic process.